Molecule: messenger RNA, 863 nt
Organism: Meleagris gallopavo (turkey)
Lineage: Eukaryota; Metazoa; Chordata; Aves; Galliformes; Phasianidae
Source: RefSeq, a predicted model, not a curated record
CUCAGGACAUUGUUAUGUUGUUUUGCUUUGUUUAUAGGUAGGCUUCUGGAUGUUAUUGACAAAGAAGGCUUGAGGAACACCACAUUUAUUUAUUUUGCAUCUGAUCAUGGAGGAUCUGUAGAGGCUCACAGAGGAAAUGCCAGAUUGGGUGGAUGGAAUGGUAUCUAUAAAGGUGGAAAAGGAAUGGGAGGCUGGGAAGGAGGGAUCCGUGUUCCAGGAAUAGUUAGAUGGCCAGGAGUGUUGCCUGCAGGCAUAGUUAACAGCGAACCAACAAGCAUUAUGGACAUUUUUCCAACAGUGGUUCACCUGGCUGGAGGGAUAGUUCCUCAGGACAGGGUAAUCGACGGGCGCACCUUGCUGCCAUUACUGCAGGGAACAUUGCAGCACUCCGAGCAUGAGUUCAUGUUUCACUACUGUGGUGUGGUUUUGCAUGCAGUACGGUGGUACCAGAAAGACAGAGGUACCAUAUGGAAAGCUCAUUAUGCUACUCCGCUGUUCCAACCAGAGGACUCUGGAGCUUGCUUUGAAAGAGGAAUUUGCCCAUGUUUUGGGGAUGGCGUAACCCAUCAUGACCCUCCACUGCUGUUUGAUCUCUCACAGGAUCCUUCAGAGGAAAAUCCCAUAGUCAAGGACACUGAGCCUUUGUUUGAUUCUGUAAUGAAGAGAAUAGGAAAAGCUGUAGAAGAACACCGUAAGACGCUGACCCCAGUCCCACAGCAGCUGUCUCCUUACAAUAAUGUGUGGAAGCCAUGGCUGCAGCCAUGCUGUGGCACAUUUCCAUUCUGUUGGUGUGAUAAAGAAAGCGAGAAAGCUGAUGGCACACUUUAAUACCAAAAUAAAAAUAGAGUUAGUUUAAAAAAAAA